This is a messenger RNA of Beta vulgaris subsp. vulgaris (sugar beet), 1189 nucleotides long. Its product is annotated as annexin D2. Lineage: Eukaryota; Viridiplantae; Streptophyta; Magnoliopsida; Caryophyllales; Amaranthaceae. The record is from RefSeq and is a predicted model, not a curated record. Gene Ontology annotation, cellular component: cytoplasm; cytosol. The transcript is spliced from 5 exons. The coding region runs from base 89 to 1039 and encodes 316 amino acids. Gene Ontology annotation, molecular function: calcium ion binding; calcium-dependent phospholipid binding.
AUAUAUAUAUCACCAUUAUUGGAUACAUUCAUCAAUCAAUCUUACAAAAAGGAAGGAGAAAAAAAUAAAGGAGAUCUGAAUUGCAACAAUGGCUUCUCUCUCUGUUCCAGCUGCUCUUCCUGAUGUUGCCGAAGAUGUUGAACAACUCCACAAAGCUUUUUCAGGAUGGGGAACGAACGAGGAUUUGAUCAUAACAAUAUUGGCGCACAGGAAUGCGUGCCAACGCAAGUUGAUCCGUGAACUUUAUACUUCCACCUAUGGAGAAGAUCUCCUUAAAACCCUCGACAAGGAACUUUCUAGUGAUUUUGAGAAAGCAGUUCAUUUGUUUACCCUGGAUCCUCCUGAGCGUGAUGCACAUUUGGCUAAUGAAGCUACUAAGAAGUUCACUUCUAGCAAUUGGGUUCUUAUUGAAGUUGCUUGUACAAGGUCUUCGGAUGACCUCUUCAGCGCUAGGAGAGCCUACCAUGCUCGUUACAAGAAAUCCCUCGAAGAAGAUGUGGCUCAACACACCACUGGUGACUUCCGCAAGCUUUUGGUUCCUUUGGUGAGCUCAUUCAGAUAUGAAGGGCCAGAGGUUAACACACAUCUGGCAAAAUCAGAGGCCAAAAUACUUCAUGAGAAGAUCUCAGACAAAGCUUAUGCUGAUGAUGAUUUCAUUAGGAUCAUUGCUACAAGGAGCAAAGCACAGCUCAGUGCCACACUCAACACAUACAACAAUGACUAUGGUCAUGCUAUUACCAAGGAUCUUAAGGAGGAUCCCAAGGAUGAUUACUUGAAGUUGCUGAGGGCAACUAUAAAAUGCCUGACCUGCCCUGAGAAAUACUAUGAGAAGCUUCUUCGUCUCGCUAUUAAUAAGAUGGGGACAGAUGAAUCGGCUCUGACUAGAGUUGUGACCACUAGGGCAGAAGUGGACAUGCAACGCAUCAAGGAAGAGUAUUAUCGCAGAAACAGCGUUCCUCUUGAUCACGCCAUUGCAAAGGACACUCAUGGAGACUAUGAGAAAAUGCUGAUUGAGUUGGUUGGCGCUGGAAAUGCUUGAGCAAAUGUCUUGGAUAUUGUCUAGUGGGAAUGAUGACUGAUUUUGCUGCUGAGACGUUUAUGUUUGGUGCAAGCUGCUGUUAUGGUUGGAUUUUCCUGUUUUAUGUACUAGCAGAAACUUUUGCUUGAAUAAAGGUUAUAUUAUGGGUUU